AUGUCCAACAAGACUGCCACACCGGUGCCUUCGAGCUCUCUCGGGUCAUUCAACCAUGGCAACGGCAACGGCAACGGCAACGGUCUCGCUGCCUCGGGCUCGACCCCCGCCGCCUCGACCUCGACCUCGACCUCGACCUCGAACCCGAAUCACGCCAACAACACCGCAGGGGCCCAUGCGAAGGGCAACGGCAGCAACACCUCGUCGUCACAAGCACCCGAUCCGGUCAAACGAAGCGCCGUGCCCGUCGUGCUCAUUAUCGACCCUUCAAUCAGGUCCAUAGCCCAGCCCUACACCUCGCUCGUAAUAUCGUACGUUCCCUUUUGACAUGGAACGAUCAACCUACAACUGAUCAAACUCCUCCUCUCUACACCUACAGCACACUACAGCUGUUACAUCCGACCGCUCAGGUACGUCUUACUCGGGUCUCGCACCCACCUCCUUUGCGCGUUCCUCUGCCCAUCAUCAGCCAGCUGACCCCGGCUCGACUCCGCUCCGCAGCUGCUCGUCACCGCCCUGCAACCCGGAUCCUACCCUGCGACGAUCCACCCUCUCCAACCUCCGGCUGCCUUUCUCGCAUCGCUCCCUUCGAUCGUCAAGCGCCCCGCACGACCGUCGCACGCGACCUCGCUGUGGCGCUCGCCUGGAUCGCACCUUCUCCACGCGAUACACACCGCGCGCAAGCUCAUCCAGGCCCAGAUCGUCGGCUCGUCGACGGUCAAGACCCAGCUGCCGCGCUACAUCGUUGUCAUCACCGCGACCGACCUCUACAACAACGGCGAAGGCGAUGAGCUCUGGCUCGAUGACGAUGCCGACGAGCUCGAAUCGUGGGAGUCGGUCGGGAAAACCUUUACCAAGGACCCGCAUGCCACGACCCUCUUGUCCGUCAUCACCCUCGGCAAUACCCCCAACCUCGAGGCCUUUUGGAAGAUUGUGCGUUAUUUCUUCCGUCGAGAGCAGAGCGGAGACGGUAUGGGAGCGAUCGUGGACUGACCACCCGAAGAUUUCCUUCUGUUGACUCGUCUAGUCUUCGAGUCGCUUCCCUCCGGGCUUGAUCUACAACUCGACCGUUCCUUCUCCUGCGGUACCCUUCACCUUUCCACUCUACGCACCGGGGCAUGCGUGCUUCCUGCUCGGGUUCUACAACGCCCGAUCGGCGGCGGCAUCGAAUGCGGCCCUGCCCAGCAGUGGACCUCCGACGCCGCAGACCGUCUCAACCCCGAACGCGGCCUUGAACAAGCGACCCGCAGAGUCUUCUACCACAACGUCUGCGGCCACGAACCUGACAACUGGCAACACGGGCUCGGCAACGAACAAAAAGAUCAAACCCAACCCCAACCCGUCCCUGAGUUCGCCCGCGCCCGCGCCCGCCCCCUUUGCAACGACGCAGUCCAACGCCACCACGGCCGCGAACCCCGUCAAGACGAAUCCGGCGACGGCGAAUAAUGCUUCGUUGGUCCCCUUGUCGCUUCCCCCAGGUCUGUCGGCUGAAGCGAUUCAAGCGUACGUCGCUGAAUUGCGAGCGAUCGCGGUGCGCAACUCGACGGCCCCACCGACGCUCGCCGACGUCCAGGCCAUGGUCAACUCCUACGCCGCACAACAACAGCAGCAACAGCAGCAACAGCAGCAACAACAAUCACAACAACAGCAGCAGACGUCUGCGCAGUCGGCUGCGGCGGGGUCAUUUAUGACGGUGUCCGCAGCGCCGGGCGGGCGAUCGGUACCGGCACCAGCACCCGACCCGACACCACAGCGAAUGCAAGCGCAGGUUCAGCAAAUGCGCCAGCAGCAACAGCAACAGCAACGAAACCACACGGGUGCCGGGACGACGUCGUUGUUGGGGAUCACCAGCGUGUCCGAGCUCACGCAGGCGCAAAUGCAGAGCCUGCCGAGCAUCCCCGAGGACAUGAGGAGCAAGAUCGAGGCGCACCUCAACCUCAUCCGCGAGCAGGUCCGCGGCCGCAAGUUGACCGAGGAGGAAGGGCAUGCGAGGAUCCGCAAGUUGCAGGAGUUGGCCAACAGGUUCGUGCACAACCGCGUUCGGACAGACGGUGGCUAGGAACUGAUGUCCUCGUUGUUUUCAUUUCCCAUCAGUUCGCGGCUCCACGCGGCUCAGCAAGCCGAAAGAGAGAGACUGUCAUCGCAAGGCAGCAGCGCUCUGGUCCAACAACAGCAAGCCGCCGCCAUCGCCGCCGCGGCCGCACGAGGCCGUGGGCCACCACCGGCCAACACCUCUUCGCAGCUACCAACGUCGCAGGGUCCCUCCCAGGCCCCAGUGGCCUCAACGUCGACGACGAACUAUGGCCAACCACCCGGAGCGAACGCUUACCCCGCUUCCUCCCCUGCGCUUCCGGGGGGACCAUCGACGGCGACCGCGCAGGCUCCGACGCCAAAUGUUGUCCCGGCCUCGCCGAGAACGGUGUGGAAGGGCGGCAUCUCGUGGGCGUUGAACGAAGGCAGCGGCAACAAGCAGGAUUUCACCAUGUACUGCGCCAUGACACCCAUGACACCCGCUUCGGUGCAGGAGCUGUACGUCAUAGUUUGUGGCUUCCCUGUUGGCGAACGAUGAGGCUGAUAGCCCGAGAGUUUACGACUCUUUCUCUUCAUCCACCAGAGCCGAUAUUAAACUGUCGCAACAGAUCCGCAUCUCAAACCUCGCAUCGAUCGAAUUGUCGACGUUGCAAGGGUUGGCGGGCAAGCAUCGGUUGGCAACGGCGAGCUUAUUGGCCUUGCCGAACGAUAGCCUCCCACCCGAGUUGCGCGACAAGCAGAUGGCGAUGGGGACCGAUAACGAGCGGUUGUACACCAUGUUUGCGCAGAGCAUGGAACAGCGUGCCCAGGUAAGCCGUUCGUCGUCUCUUCGAGUCGGGUCCGAGGGGGCUCCCAGUCGCUAAACGCUCCCGCUCUUGUCUUCUUGCGUUCGUAGUGCGGCAUCAUCCGGUUCGGUCAACUCAACCAAGGCUUGGUCAUGGUUGCCGUGCCCAAGCAACUCAAGUUUAUUGCCAUCGUCUUCACGCGUGUGCCUCUGCUCGAUGAAUGGAUCAAUCCGCCUCCGACGGGGGCGACAACGUCGAAGACUUCUCCGCAAGUAUCGAGACCUCUACCGAUUGUACCGACGAAUGCAGCUCAGCUCCAAGUGCAGCAACAACAGCAGCAGCAGCAGCAGCAGCAGUUCCAGCAACAGCAACAUAUUCUACAACAACAGCAGCUGCAACAACUGCAGCAGCAAAAGCAGCAGCAACAGCAGCAGCAACAAGCACAGGCGGGGAUGUUCGCCACGUCGCAAUUCAACAUCAACCAGUUCUUGGCUGCGCAACAACAACAGCAACAUCAGAUGUACGGCGUACCUUCAUCAGGGGGUUCGAUGGCGAUGCCCCAGCAGGGACAGCUCUCGGCGAGCGAAUUCGCCGAGUUGCAGAGGUUGUUGGGUGGUGCUGCGGGAGGCUCGGGGUCGGGAUGA
This is a messenger RNA of Microbotryum saponariae, 3460 nucleotides long. The record is from the annotation of a GenBank genome assembly. Lineage: Eukaryota; Fungi; Basidiomycota; Microbotryomycetes; Microbotryales; Microbotryaceae.